GCAUUUUAAUGAAUCGAGGGGACCGUCGGAUGCAACCGAGUCUUGACAUGGCAAUUGAUGAUGCCAAAGCCUCUUAGCUCCCAUCCUUUUCCUGGAGUGGGUGUGAUCUUAAAAUAGUGUCUGUAAUGAGGGACCCUCAACAGCACUGCAAACCAAGUGCGGAUCCAGAUGGAUAGGAAGUGUGUGUGUGGCAUGGUGCCCUUUAAAACAACCGAAGGGAGUCAAGGAAACGAUUGGCCAUGUUUGACUGAGACCUGAUGUCUUGUGAAGGUGAUAACAGUUGAUAUCUUUCUGAAUGAGAAAUGGACUGGGAAGCAAAGCAUUAGGAGCAAAGGAACACAAUGUUCAGGUCUCAUUUUAUGUCUGGCUCGCUCGCUCUUCCUUUGGCUAAGUGGUGAAGAUGCUCGGCGGGGUUUAAUAGAGAGCAGCAUGGACGAGGCUGCCAGCCGGCUGGAGAGAGACCAUGUUCACAGUGUGUACGAGAGGAUCGCACCGUACUUCAAUGACAGCCGCUACAAGGCUUGGCCCAAGGUCAAACAGUUUCUGCUGGAGCAGGAGCCUGGUAGCAUUGUGGCUGACGUAGGAUGCGGUAAUGGCAAAUACCUGCACAUCAAUGAAAGCAUCUUUAAGUUGGGCUGUGAUGUGUGUCGGCCAUUGGUGGACUCUGCGUGGUGUCAGGGCCACGAGGUACAACUUUGCGAUGGACUGCGUUUACCCUACAGAGAUGGAUGUUUCGAUGCAGUGCUCUCUAUUGCAGUCAUCCACCACAUGUCCACCAAAGAACGACGUAUCCGAGCAAUACAGGAGAUGGCGCGCACCCUGCGAGUAGGAGGGCGAAUCAUGAUAUACGUUUGGGCAAUGGAGCAAAAGAGGCGCAAGUUUGAAAAGCAAGACAUCUUCGUUCCUUGGAACCCCAAUCCUCCUCUAUCUCCCGCCCUCAGAGGACCGGGGCAGACCCGGCAUCGAGCCAACGGCACCCAAAGCGUCAGCGACGACACUUCCAGUGACAAGCACAGAAAAGUGAAAAGCACAUCAUCUGUGUUGGACGAUGGCGAGCUCACCAUGCCCAGACAGCAGAAACAACAGAGGCUUUGGUUCUUCUCCAGAUCUCUGGAUUCGGUGCUGGACUUCGGCAGCCUGACCGUAUCCCGAUCCACUUCCGGCACUUUUCAAACCCCCACCGACGAAACCUCGGAGAGCAGAAGCCUGCGUGCCAGCGGCAGAGGUCUCAUCAGGCAGGUUUCUAGCCUCUUUUCAUCUUCUUCCAGAACCAGUUUUGAAGAAGAUGUCUUUGAACAAGUCCCUCAUGAACAAGUCCAUAAAAUUGACAACGGGAAUGGAAAUGAGACUCUUCCUGUGGAGCUUGUUCAUGAUUGUUCCUCUGUUCCGCUUCCCGAUUUGGUUUCCUACCAAAAAGACUGCAGUAAUGAAGAACAUGAAGUAGAUAAUAUAGCAAACAGACAACAUCUCUUGCAGAGGCAGGUAAGCACGGCGUCUCUCAAAGAAACGGAAGGGAUGAAAGAAUUGAACGACAAACAGAUUAAGGACUCUUGUUUGCGGUACUACCAUGUAUUUAGGGAAGGGGAACUGACGCAGUUGAUCGAAAACCAUGUUGAGGAUCUUCAUGUUCUCCAGACCUACUUGGACCAUGCGAACUGGUGUGUGGUGGCUGAGAAAAUCCAAGUCUGGAAGGUUUAAAUCUUAUUUUAACAUAUUGUUUUACAAUGUUUUUUUAAGGUAUUUUUAAGUAUUUGGAUGAGAUUUAAGAUAAUAGCUUUUCAGUAUCAAUGGCAAUAACAAGCAAAUGUAUUGAUGCUCUGACUAGACAAGUGAUGGUCGCAAUUGUAUUUAUUUUAACCCCAUCAACACUAAUGCUAGACAUGGUUGUACUAUGAAACCGGUUAUGCGUAAUUUAGUUUGUUUUUAAAGGCAUCCCGCAGUUUUACAAAAUGACACAUGAUGACCUUAACUUGCACUACAUUGAAUGGUGUAUUACUGUUAACAAACGUAAGCAAUGCCUGCCUAAACAGAUAGCACAUUAUUCUGAACCAAACAAUGUGAGCACAUAACUAGUUUACUUCAGGAGUUUAUCUGUGGAGUUGUUGUCGUCUUGUGUUGUUAGUAAUACCAUAAAGCUGAGCUUAUGUGUCGUGUGGUCAAGUGCUUGUGGGAUGUAAAUCGAUUGCACAUGAAUUUAUGUUUUUAAAACUUGAACAUUUAAACGUUUCAACGCUGGUAUUGUUGCAAAUUGUGUAUGUUUGUAUUGGUGUAACUCAACCGCGUCAAUGUCGCAAUGCUGGUCUUAAAUUUUCCUUCGAACUUGAACCAUUUUUUUUAUAUGUGGAUGUGCAUUUUGACUGUUAAAUAAAAACACUAUAUUUUGUUUUUAUCUGA
Molecule: messenger RNA, 2394 nt
Organism: Misgurnus anguillicaudatus (oriental weatherfish)
Lineage: Eukaryota; Metazoa; Chordata; Actinopteri; Cypriniformes; Cobitidae
Gene: trmt9b
Product: tRNA methyltransferase 9B
Biological process (GO): tRNA methylation; tRNA wobble uridine modification
Cellular component (GO): nucleus; cytoplasm
Molecular function (GO): S-adenosylmethionine-dependent methyltransferase activity; tRNA binding; tRNA (5-carboxymethyluridine(34)-5-O)-methyltransferase activity
Source: RefSeq, a predicted model, not a curated record